AUGACAUAAUAGAAAAAAUAUUUCGACAAUUUAGAAUAAUUUUUAAACUCUUCACUUUAAUCUCAUUAGGUUCUUCAUAUAAUUCAGAGUUUCAAUAAAAUUACUACUGAAGAUGUAUCAGAUUUAGGUUCUGCUUUAGCAAAUUGCACUAAUCUCUUCAAUUUGACACUUUAACUUAAUGAUAAUCAAAUUGGUGUAAAAGGGGCAUCUAGCUUAGCCUCUGCUUUAGCAAAAUGCGCUAAUCUCUCAAAUUUGACACUUGAUCUUCGUUAUAGUUAAAUUGGUGCAAUUGGUGCAUCAGGCUUAGUUUCUACUUUAGCAAACUGUGCUAAUCUCUCAAAUUUGAAAUUUAGUCUCUGUGGUAAUAAAAUUGGCAAUCAAGGUGCAUCAUAAUUAAGUUGUGCUUUAGCAAAAUGCAAUAAUAUCUCAAAUUUGAAACUUAUUGUAAGUAAAAAUAAUAUUGGCACAAUUGGCCUAUCAAACUUAGGUUCUGCUUUAGCAAAAUGCUCUAAUCUCUCAAAUUUGACACUUGAUCUUAGUAAAAAUGAUAUUAAUGACGAAGGUGCAUCAGAAUUAGGAAGUGCUUUUGCAAAUUGCAACAAUCUCUUAACUUUGAUACUUUGUCUUAGAGAAAAUAUAAUUGGUGACCAAUGUGCUUUAGGCUUAGGUUCUGCUUUAGCAAAUUGCACUAACCUCUCCAAUUUGAUACUUGAUCUUAGUGACAGUUAAAUUGGCGUAAUUGGUUAAUCAGGCUUAGGUUCUGCUUUAGCAAAUUGUACUAAUCUCACCAGUUUGGCACUUUAUCUUGCAGGCAAUAAAAUAGGUGAUGAAGGCAUAUCAAACUUAGGUUAAUCUUUAGUAAAUUGCAAUAAUCUCUUAAAUUUAGAACUAUAUCUUAGUUUCAAUUAAAUUGGUGAUCAAGGUGUUUCAAGUUUAGGUUUUGCUUUAGCAAGAUGCACUAAUCUCACAAAUUUGACACUUUAAAUUAGUUACAGUUAAAUUGGUGAUAAUGGUGCAUCAAUUUUAGGUUCAGCAUUAGAAAAUUGUACUAAUCUCUCACAUUUAACACUUGAUCUUAGCGAAAAUUAAAUUGGUGUAAUUGGUGCAUCAGAUUUAGGUUUUGCUUUAGUAAAUUUUGCUAAGCUCUCAAAUUUGGAACUAGAUCUUCUUGACAAUAAUAUUGGUACAGUUGGUGUAUUAGGCUUAGGCUCUACUUUAUCAAAUUGCACUAAUCUAACAAAUUUGACACUUUAUCUUAGUAGGAACAAUAUCAAUGAAUCAUAAUAAUUGAAAGUAAAAAGCAAGUGUCUUAAAUCAAAAAGAUUAGUAGUCUCUUUAGUAAAUUUCUAUUGA
Tetrahymena thermophila SB210 is the source of this 1353-nucleotide messenger RNA. Its product is annotated as cyclic nucleotide-binding domain protein, putative. NCBI's taxonomy places the organism in Eukaryota, Ciliophora, Oligohymenophorea, Hymenostomatida, Tetrahymenidae. Gene Ontology annotation, cellular component: perinuclear region of cytoplasm; cytosol; nucleus. Gene Ontology annotation, molecular function: small GTPase binding; GTPase activator activity. The record is from RefSeq and is a predicted model, not a curated record. The transcript has 16 exons. Gene Ontology annotation, biological process: nucleocytoplasmic transport; activation of GTPase activity.